Messenger RNA from Morus notabilis, 570 nucleotides. RefSeq names its product TIR domain-containing protein. Bases 1 to 570 code for a protein of 189 amino acids. The transcript is spliced from 2 exons. NCBI's taxonomy places the organism in Eukaryota, Viridiplantae, Streptophyta, Magnoliopsida, Rosales, Moraceae. Gene Ontology annotation, biological process: signal transduction. The record is from RefSeq and is a predicted model, not a curated record.
AUGAGUCAGGCAAGAGCUCUUGCGAGGUUUGCUAAGCGAUUGAUGAAACCCUGCGACGUGUUCAUUAACCACAGAGGCAUCGACACGAAGCGAACGAUAGCGACGCUGCUUUACGACCAGCUUUCAUGGCUGAAUCUUUGUCCUUUCUUGGACAACAAAACGAUGAAGCCUGGGGACAAGUUGUUUGAUAAGAUUGACAGCGCGAUUUUGGGCUGCAAAGUUGGUGUGACGGUGUUUUCGCCUAGGUAUUGCGAGUCGUAUUUUUGUCUUCAUGAGCUUGCUCUUAUUAUGGAGACCAAGAAGAAGGUGAUUCCGAUCUUCUGCGACAUUAAGCCGUCGCAGCUUCGAGUGCUGGAGAAUGGAAAAUGCGAGUGCUCGGAGGAGGAACUCAGGAGGUUUAAGUGGGCUCUUGAAGAGGCUAAGAACACCGUUGGGUUGACGUAUGACUCCUUCAAAGGAAACUUAUCUGAUGUUGUUAGAAGAGCUUCAAACAUCGUAAUCCACAGCCUGAUAGAGAUUAAUGAGAAGGAAAAGCAAAUGCAGCGUCAGAAAUCUCCAGUUCACGUAUAA